GCUUGGGAAUACUGUAAGCAGGCAAACAUCAGUGCUUGUGCAUUGACCGAGAACGCGGAAAGUACGAUUGUGUUGCUGUACAAUCCUCUCGGACACAGCUCGAACGAUUUCGUACGGCUGCCGGUGAAGGAAGAUCACUAUUUGGUGCGGAACGAUCGCGGACAGACGGUUCUAUCCACCUUGAUCCCGAUCCCGAGCUCAGUGAUCGAUCUUCCGUUCCGAGAAAGCGAGGCUACCCAUGAGCUUGUGUUCCAGGGUGAACAAGUUCCACAAGUUGGCUAUAUGGCGUACUAUGUAUCGAAGGAGGAGUCCAAGGCCUCGUCGUCCUCUGCAGAGAUGCGCCAGGACGAUAAUGUGAGCAUCGGCAACGAGCAUCUGACGGUACACUUUGACGAGAACGGAUUCAUGAGCUCGAUAACGGUGCAGGGGGAGACCCAUGCUUUGAAGCAAAACUUCUUGUACUACGAUGGAGCUCUUGGAAACAAUGAGGAGUUUCGCAAUAGAUCAUCUGGAGCGUACAUCUUCCGGCCAAACGGUACCGAAAAGACUGUGACCGAUGUGGUUGAGAUUCAGGUGGUGAAGAGCGAUGUCGUCCAGGAAGUGCAUCAGAUAUUCAACGAGUGGAUCAGUCAGGUGAUUCGAGUGUAUGCAGGGCAAGAGCAUGUAGAGCUGGAAUGGUUGGUGGGACCAAUCCCGAUCGAUGAUGGUAUCGGCAAGGAAAUAAUCUCUCGCUUUGAAUCUGACAUCAAGAGCGAUGGUGCGUUCUGGACGGACUCGAAUGGACGAGAAAUGCUGCGUCGUGUCCGCAACUAUCGUGAGACGUGGGAACUAGAUUUGGCAGAACCAAUCCCUGGUAAUUACUAUCCAGUGACAACCAAAAUCGUCAUUGAAGAUGAACAUCAGCGCUUGAGCUUGUUGAACGAUCGUGCCCAGGGUGGAUCCAGUCUGGUAGAUGGUCAGCUCGAGCUGAUGGUUCAUCGUCGGUUGCUUCGCGACGAUCGGUUCGGUGUAGGCGAAGCUCUGAAUGAAACCCAAUUUAAUACCGGCCUCGUUGCACGAGGAAAGCACUGGCUAGUGUUUGGUUCAUCACACAUCGAUACUACUCCUACACAAGCAGCCAAAGAACGCUUUCUGCAGAAUAAGGUCCAUCUACCAUCGUGGAUUUUUGUGACUGCUUCUGAAAAUUUCAGCUUCGAUCAGUAUCUUAAUGAAUUUGAGAAAAAUUUCACUUUCCUUGCAAAUCCUCUGCCUCCCAACGUUCAUUUGCUCACGAUGGAACCGUGGAAAGAUGAUGCCGUUUUGGUAAGAUUCGAGCAUUUGUUCGCAAAGGACGAGGAUCCACAGUAUUCGGUGCCGGUGCAGAUCGAUGUCCAGGAUCUGUUCGCUGGUGUAGAUGUUAUUAGUUUGCGUGAAACUACUCUGGCAGGUAAUCAGUGGAAGGAGGAAUCAAAACGCAUGAGUUAUGGACUGGGAGGAAAGGAACAGACCAGCCCAAAACAGAGGAACAAUAACGAUCAAUUCCUCGUCGAAGUGAAACCGAUGGAAAUUAGAACAUUCGUUGCUCAUUUUGAGAGGAAAUUGAAAAUUUAA
This is a messenger RNA of Anopheles maculipalpis, 1590 nucleotides long. Its product is annotated as lysosomal alpha-mannosidase-like. The record is from RefSeq and is a predicted model, not a curated record. Gene Ontology annotation, molecular function: alpha-mannosidase activity; carbohydrate binding. Bases 283 to 1590 code for a protein of 435 amino acids. Gene Ontology annotation, cellular component: lysosome. The transcript has a single exon. Gene Ontology annotation, biological process: mannose metabolic process. NCBI's taxonomy places the organism in Eukaryota, Metazoa, Arthropoda, Insecta, Diptera, Culicidae.